AUGGCUGCUGAGGUAGUUGUGUCGGUUGUGAUGCAGAAACUCACCAACAUGCUGAUUCAAGAAUCGACGAUCUCCGACGAGAUGAUAGAUCAGGCCGAGGGCCUCAGAAUAAGAUUCAGAGAAAUGCAAAAAUACUUGAGAGAUGCGGAAAGCAAACAAGAAAGCUACGAAGAUGUUAGGAAGUGGAUGGCAGAGUUUCUGGGCAUAGCGUAUGAUUUGGAGGACUUCGUCGACAUUUUUGUCCUCGAAAGAACGCGACGGAGGAGAUCGAGCUUCAUCGGCUACAUUGCGACAUUGGAAGGCCUGAAGGCUACUCUGAAACUCUGCAGCGAGAUGAAAGAAAUAGAAGGCAAAAUCUCGGAUUAUAUGUCCAAGUUUAGCCAAAUAAACCAGCGCCUUACUCUCCCAAUGGACACUGGGCCAAUUUUGCGAAAGCAAAAUGAUCUGCCUGAGGACCUGCCCUCCCACCUGAGGCCUUGCCUUCUGUAUCUGGGAAUGUUUCCAAAAGAAGUGGACAUACCCGUGAGAAGAUUGUUUCAUCUAUGGCUUGCAGAAGGAUUUGUGAAACAGUCGCCUGGAAUGUCUCCAGAGGAUUUGGUGGAGGAAUAUCUAGCAGAGCUGGUGAGAAGAGAAAUGAUUCUUGUGUUUAGUUUCAGGUCAGAUGGAAGUGCAAAGACAUGCCGUAUGCCGGAAAAGCUUCGGCAUGUCCUUUCACUCAAAGCUGAGGAAAUUGGUCUCUUUUAUAUCCAUGGGAAAUUAGCUUCUCGUGCAUCAGUAUCAUCAGUCUCAGAUCCCCAGUUUGCAGUUCGUCGUGUGGUUGAGCAUGCUGACAUUAAAGACUACCCAGGUGACUCUGAGUUUUAUGUCAAAAAUCUGCGCUCUUAUAUUUCCUUUAACACCCAAAAGAAGGAUCUGCAAGCAAUCCAAAUUGGGAAGUUUGUGAGCAAGAUUAUUGGUAAAAGAGGAUAUGCAUUACUUAGGGUGCUUGAUCUUGAAGGGGUUUAUAAACCUCAGUUGCCUGAAGAGCUGGGGUUUCUUUACCACUUGAGGUAUCUGGGUUUGAGGUGGACCUUCUCGGAUGCUCUUCCUACAUCUGUGGGGCACCUAGCCUACCUAGAGACCCUGGAUGUCAAGCACACUUAUAUAAGAACUCUCCCAAGUACCAUUUGGAAAAUGAAGCUUCUGCGGCAUCUAUACUUGAAUGAUAUUCGGUUGGACAUGUCUGUGCAUAGAUAUAGAACUAAUCCUCUGACCCAACUUCAGACAUUGUGGGGGUUAUUGGUGGACAAGAAGACCCCCGUGAAGGAUGGUCUGAACAGGUUGGUUAAUCUCAGAAAACUGGGUCUCACAUGCCACUCAAUCUCCACGGAAGAAAUAGGCCAGUGGAUCUUAAGACUAACAGGCCUCAGGUCCUUAAAGUUGAGAUGUAAGAAUGAAAUAGGCGAACCUUCAUCACUCCAUCUACCGUCUUUGGCGAAUCUCCAGCACCUCACACAUGUUUAUUUGCUGGGUAGAUUACCAAAGUUAAAUGAAAAGUUCGAAUUCCCACCUCAACUCAGAGUCCUAACUUUAUCAGUCUCAAAACUAGAGGAUGAUCCUAUGCCAAAGCUAGCUCAGCUUAAAAACUUGUCCGUGCUGAGGCUUUUGGCUAAUUCUUACACUGGAAAAAAAAUGGAUUGCCCUGAAGGAGGGUUUGGUUCACUUCGAGUUCUGAGACUAUGGAUGCUGGAAAAUCUAGAGGAAUGGGAGGUGGCAGAAGGAGCUAUGAAGAACCUCCAAGAAUUGGAAAUCCGAUGCUGCAGUAGCCUUAAAGCAGCUCCAGAUAGAGUGCUGAAAUCUAGUAACUUUGAAAAAUUGAAUCUAAUAAAUAUGCCACUGGCAUUUGUUGCAGAUUGUGAAGCUAAAAAGCAGGAGAAAAUAACCAUGACCGAGGAAACAUGGGAAUUCUGA
Messenger RNA from Prunus avium (sweet cherry), 1950 nucleotides. RefSeq names its product putative disease resistance protein At1g59780. Gene Ontology annotation, biological process: defense response to other organism. The record is from RefSeq and is a predicted model, not a curated record. NCBI's taxonomy places the organism in Eukaryota, Viridiplantae, Streptophyta, Magnoliopsida, Rosales, Rosaceae.